Coccomyxa subellipsoidea C-169 is the source of this 867-nucleotide messenger RNA. Its product is annotated as mitochondrial carrier. Bases 1 to 867 code for a protein of 288 amino acids. Gene Ontology annotation, biological process: transmembrane transport. The transcript has 7 exons. NCBI's taxonomy places the organism in Eukaryota, Viridiplantae, Chlorophyta, Trebouxiophyceae, Coccomyxaceae. The record is from RefSeq and is a predicted model, not a curated record.
AUGGAGAAGCAGAGCUCCCCGAACGCGGUGUUCAAGGAGUUCCUGACCAGCGGCCUGUCCGUGUCGGCUGCCAACGUGUGUACUAACCCCAUAGAUGUGGUGAAGGUGCGGAUGCAGUUGCAGUCCAUGCAGCUGGCGGGCAACGGCAGACUGAUCGCGCCCAGCCUGCUGCAAACCGGCGUCACUGUGGUGCAACAUGAGGGCUAUGCUGCGCUGAUGAGUGGUGUCAGCGCUACCGUGGCGCGCGGCCUCUUCUACGGAGGCCUGCGCCUGGGCAUGUACGCACCGCUGAAGACAGCCUUUGGCGCGGACACGGACCCGACAAUUCUCAAGAAGGUGGCGGCCGGAUCAGCCAGCGGCGCGAUUGCGACGCUCAUCACCAACCCCAUCGAGCUGCUGAAGACGCGACUGCAGUCCUGCUCCACCAUGGGGCCCCUGCAGGUCAUCAAGAAGGUCGUCAAGCAGGACGGUGUCAGCGGCCUCUGGAAGGGCACCAUGCCCUCUGCGGUGCGCGGAACUCUCCUGACCGCCUCCCAGUGCGCAACCUAUGAUGACACCAAGCGGCUGUGGAUGCGCACCACUGGCUGGAGGGACGGCCUGGGCACGCACGUGGGCGUCUCCAUGAUCACAGGGCUGGCGGCGACGACGAUCACGCAGCCGGUUGACAUGGUGAAGACGCACAUGUACUGCAAUGGCAGCAAGUACGCCAACCCGCUCUCCUGCGCGGCCGACCUGUUUGCGCGGGAGGGCGCGCGCGGCUUCUUCAAGGGAUGGACGGCCAACUAUGCGCGCCUGGGGCCCCAGACCACGCUCAUGUUUGUCUUCCUGGAGAACAUGCGCCACGUCACCGGCAUGAAGGCCUUGUAG